This is a messenger RNA of Malaclemys terrapin pileata, 1186 nucleotides long. RefSeq names its product family with sequence similarity 98 member C (gene TSLIG3C). Gene Ontology annotation, cellular component: tRNA-splicing ligase complex. The record is from RefSeq and is a predicted model, not a curated record. Lineage: Eukaryota; Metazoa; Chordata; Testudines; Emydidae.
CCUAAGCCAAUCGGGGUUCGGAGCGGGCGGGGCCCGUGCGUGGCCGGUCUGCGCCCUGCUGGGGACUUUAAACUUGGGGCCUGAGCCGGGCGGGGCCCGGGCCAUGGAGCGCAGGGCGGCCGGGUCCCUGGGGCCGCUCUCCGAGGAGAACUUUCUGCGCUUGGCCGAGGCCGGGGUGCAGAGCCCCGAGUUCACCGCGCUCUGUGCCCAGCUGGUGGCGGAGCUCCGAACCCUCUGCCCCCUGGAGGAGGACAUCAGUCCCACCAGCGGCCCCGAAGAUGCCGAGACCUUCCAGAUUGAGUUGAGCGGGCUGCUGCAGGAGCUGCACUGCCCCUACGCCGCGCUCACCACGGGGGACGUGACUGCCCGCCUGGGUAGCGCCCACCUCUGCCUCCAGCUGCUGUACUUCCUGAGCUCGGAGCUGCAGGCCGCCCGGCUCCUGAGCCGGAAACGCCCCCCUUCGCCGCGGCAGGGAGCGGGGGCCGGCACUGCCCGGCAGGAGUUGCGGCUUAUCAACCAGAUGCUGGGCAGGCCGGAGCCGGCCCCGACCUGCCCCAUCCCCCAGCUCCUGGAGGACAUAAAAUCCAAGGUAGCGGAGGCCCUGUCCGCGCUGCCUGCCGGCCACCAGGAGAUGGCACCGCUGCUGAGGGCGCCGCUGACGGCUCGGCAGUGGGAGGCGCUGGAGGGGAUCCGGCAAGCCCUAUGUGCCGAGUACGAAUGCCGCAAGCGCAUGAUGAUCACGCGCUUCAACGUCACCCUGCAGUCCUUCCACUGGUCCGAGAGGGCGAAGGCCCAGGGCUCCGCGCUGCUGGCUGCCGUCUCCCCACUGCGGCAGGCAGAGUCGGUCGCCUCCGGCGUCACCCUGGCCCGGCUGCUGGCCACCCGCGCGGACGCCUCGCGCAUCGUCAGCACCAGCAGUGGGCGCUGCCGCCACCGGACCAGCUGUGCCAUCAACAAGGUGUUGAUGGGCGGCGUCCCAGACCGAGGGGGCCGCCCCAAUGAGAUCGAGCCCCCCAUGCCCACCUGGGAGAAGAGGCGCGAGGGGGGGGGAGGCCAGCAGCGCUGGGGCCGACGGGGCAAGAAGAAGAAAUGAAGCCUGCUCCAUCUCUGCCGGGAGCUCCCCCCUACACUGCAGGGGGAGCAGGCAGAGCAUCUGGGGGGCAAAGACUCAAGGCCUCAGAGCCCA